CAGAGCUCGGUACUCAACAGCUUGUUGUUCGUGUCUCGAGAGGAGAAGCGGCGAGAAGGUGAGUAUCAGAACCUUCUGCGAGCACCAGAACCAGCGCGAGGACCGGGCAGAACUCCCGGAGCACCGGGGCCACAGCGCCGCGUCACGUCCCCGGACCACCGGGAGGUUACCGGUCUGUUCCGGGUCUGUGGCCCCAGCAGCUGGUAGCUAGCAGCCGUUGAGUUUGUGGGGGAGAAGUUAGCAGCUAGCAGCGCUGUGAUGGCGACGUGACAGAGAGCGGAGCGGGAAGAGGAUCCCAGUCCGGGUCCCUGUGGCUCCUCUCAGUCCAGUUCCCUGUUCCCAGUCCGGGUCCAUGUUCCCAGUCCGGGUCCCUGUGGCUCCUCUCAGUCUGGGUCCCUGUGGCUCCUCUCAGUCUGGGUCCCUGUUCCCAGUCUGGGUCCCUGUGGCUCCUCAAACGUCUAGAACCAGAGAUCCAGAGAACCUUCUGAGCUGGACUCCCUCAAGUAGCCGGAGAGAUGAAGGCAGCAGACGAGCCCCCCUACCUGUCCGUGGGGACCGAUGUCAGUGCCAAAUACCGAGGAGCUUUCUGUGAGGCCAAGAUCAAGAAUGUGAAGCGCAUGGUGAAGGUGAAGGUGAACCUGAAGGGGGACAGCACGUCUCAGGUGGUGCAGGACGACCAGGUCAAAGGAGCUCUGAGGGUGGGCUCCACGGUGGAGGUGAAGACCAACGAGGGCUUGUCCAGCGAGGCCGUCAUCAGCAAGCUGACGGACGCCAGCCUCUACACUGUGGUGUUUGAUGAUGGAGAUGAGAAAACUCUUCGUCGGACGUCUUUGUGUCUGAAGGGAGAGAGACAUUUUGCAGAGAGUGAGACCUUGGACCAGCUGCCGCUCACCAACCCCGAACAUUUCGGCACGCCGGUCAUCAGCAAGAAAUCUAACCGCGGAGGAAGACGCUCGUCUCAGGCUGUGCCCGAUGAGGAGCACCAGUCGUCCUCCAGUGAGGACGAACAUGACGACCGGAGGAGACUCAACGACGAGCUGUUAGGGAAGAUCUGCAGCGUGGAGAGUGAAGAGGAGACGAGCCAGUGGUACCUGGGCCUGGUGGUGUCUCCCAGCUGUUCUGAUGAGUUGGUGGUGAAGAAGGAUCAAUGUCUGGUCCGCUCGCUGAGCGACUCCAAGUUCUACACGGUGGCGAGGAGGCACAUCCACACCUUCAGCUCCAUCAGCGCCACCAGGUCUGAGUUCUCUGGCAGGAGAGGUUUUGAAGCGGGCCAGGUGUUCCUGAAGACCCGGGAGGUCCCUGAUAUGUGGAAGAUGGACAUGAGUCAGAUCCUGGACUCGUCCUCCAGCGACGAUGAGGAAGAGGUAGAGAAGGAGAGCGAUGAAGACGAGAAGAAGAAGAAGAAGAAACGCAUGGAGGAGCCAGAGGAGGAGGAGCCUGAUCCAGAGGAGAGAGACAGCUUCCUGCAGCAGCUGUAUAAGUUCAUGGAGGACCGAGGGACUCCCAUCAACAAGCCUCCAGUGUUGGGCUACAAAGACCUGAACCUCUUCAAGCUCUUCAGACUGGUCUACCAGCUGGGAGGCUGCCACAAGAUUGAGUCUGGGACUGUAUGGAAGCAGGUCUACAUGGACUUGGGGAUCCCGAUCCUGAACUCUGCUGCGUCCUACAACGUCAAGACGGCCUACAGGAAGUACCUCUAUGGUUUUGAGGAGUACUGCCGCUCCGCCUCCAUCACCUUCAGGACCAUCCAUCACAACAACCCUCUUCCUCCCACCGCACCCACGAAUCAGAAGCAGACGGGGGCGGAGCUUAACAUGCCCUCCACGCCAGCAGAGGAGGAGGUGGAGCCUGCCAAAGAGAAGGUGGAGGAGGCGGAGUCAGAGAGUGAGGAGGAGGAGGUGGUGGUGAUGAAGGCCAGACAAUCAUCCUCGAGGGGGAGGAGGAGGUGUGUGGGAAGGCAGCUGAAGGCAGAGAGAGAGUCUCCCUUUGGACUUGAGAAGGGAGGAAGAGGAGGAGGAGAAGAUGAUAACAGUGAGAAGAGGGAGGUGAGGAGAAGCAGCAACCGAAGAAUGGACGACUCAGACAAAGGCUCUGAGGAUGAUGAGGACAACGACGAGGAGGAAGAAGAUGAAGAAGAUGAGGAGGAGGAGGAUGAAGAAGAGGAAGAGGAGGAAGAAGAAGAAGAGGAGGGUCUGGAGAGGAAGAGAGAUGGCUGUGAGGAGGAGGAGGAUGGCGACUCUGUGACGGGGACGAAGGUGCGGGUGAAGUACGGCAGAGGGAAGACUCAGAAGAUCUACGAGGCUCACAUCAAGAAGACGGACGUGGACAACGGAGAACAGUUCUACCUGGUCCACUACUACGGCUGGAACGUCAGGUACGACGAGUGGGUGAAGGCUGACCGGCUCAUCUGGCCCGUGGAGAAGGGAACCAAGAAGAGACGGAGGAAGAAGAACAAAGACGAGCCAGAGCGAGACGGUGACAGGCCGCCGUCAGCGGCGUCCAAGCCUCCGGGAGCGAAGCGAGGUCGUCCUCAGACCAGGACUCCGCCCACCGGCUCGGCGGGACGCAGCGUCUCCAUGACACCAAGCACCGAGGGGCGGAGCAACGGCAGGAGCAGCAAGACGGAGACGCCGUCCAACAUGGCCAACGGAGACAACACUCCCCGCAGGAGGACCAGGAGGAUGUCGGGUUUGUACGACUCCGACAGAGCGUCGAACGAGGAUUCUGGGAACUCGUCAGAGGACAGCGAAUCAGAAGACCCACCUGACAAAAAGCCGUCGCCUUGGCGAGGGAGGACUGAAGGCCCGCCCUCUCAGGAAGAGGAGGGGGAGACCAGUGAGGUCGCUCACGACAUCAUCACCGUUCCAGCUGCUCACCGGAUGCCUGUGGCCACAGUACUGCAAUGUCCCAGCAUGCCUCAGGAGAGGUGUGAGGGACCACUCCAAUCUGAGAGGGUGGAGACAAAGAAAGGGGAGGAGCCAACUGUAGAAGCAGCCAUGUUGCUGGUUCACCUGGAGAAAGAGAGGGCGUCUGUCCAAGAGACAGACAACUUGUUUCCUGGACAGGAGACGUCUCCGCCGGGCGCCACAGAGACGUCUCCGCCGGGCGCCACCGAGACGUCUCCGCCGGGCGCCACAGAGACGUCUCCGCCGGGCGCCACCGAGACGUCUCCGCCGGGCGCCACAGAGACGUCUCCGCCGGGCGCCACCGAGACGUCUCCGCCGGGCGCCACAGAGACGUCUCCGCCGGGCGCCACCGAGACGUCCGCGCCGCACGCCACCGGGACGCCAUUGCAGUGUCCCACCGGGAUGCCUCCUCAGGAGCAUGUGUCCUCUCCUCAACCCGCCUCUGCAGAGGAACAGGACUGCAGGUCCACGCCUCUGUCCUCCCCCAGGGUCAAAGGUCGCAGGACCCUCCUCAGGGAGACAGGCACUGAAACAACUCCCAGAAUCCUCCUCUUCACCACUAGCCCCGCCCACAUGGCGUCUCCUCCUAGCAGCAUCCUGAAGAGACAGGACGAGCCCAUGGUGGUUCUCCAUUGCCUCCCCACCCAGCGCCUCCCCCCUGAGUCUCUCACCGCAGACUCCGACACCGACUCCGCCACAGAGGAGGAGGAGGAGGAGGAGGAGAGGAGCAGCUCCACAUUGAAACGUAAAGCAACGGAGCACGGAGCGGCAGACAAGAAGCUCCGCCCUGAAAGGAGGCAGGAGGAGACCCCCUCCCCCAAAACACUCCUUGCCCAAUCCAAGAUGGCUUCCGGAGCUUCACCCAAAGGAUUUUCCUCCCCUCUAGGCAGGGCGGAUUCAGAGAGGAGGAGCAAGGGAGCGCUGAACGAUGAGGACCGCUCAGAGGAGGUGCAUGUUGGGACGCCUCCCCCCGCCCCGGAGGCCCCGGGCACCGAGGAGCUCGAGACGCAGAUCGGCCCUGAGGCGCUGGUCUGCCACGAGGUGGACUUGGACGACCCGGAUGAGAAGGAGAAGGCCAUGGCCCCGGAGCACCUCCUCCUGAUGAUGAUGGAGCAGCAACUCCUCCCGCUUCCCAACCUCCUCCACAGCCCCAAGCCCUCCUCCCUCCUGCCCCCGCCUCAGCUCAGGCCCUUCCUGCCGGCCACCACUCCCGGCUCCGCCUCCUGCCCCGAAGAGCUCCUCCCACCCAGGAGCGCCGGCGAGGAGGAGAGAGGAGCGGUGAGGGGAGAGCAGGAGGGAGACUCCAGCGCCUCCUCCAACUCCCUGCUGUCUCUGCAGGAGACCAAGGACAGAGGUCAGAAGCGGCUGUCGGCCGGUUCCUCCAGCCCGACGGCCAAGAAGCACAAACGCAGCCAGAAGAGACUCAGCACGCCUGGGAAGGAGGACAAGGACGGAGCAGGUCACAGCAGUGACAGUGAGGACCAGUCUCGUCCGUCUCGCUGUGCUUCGUCUCCUUCGUCUCCUCGUAAAGACAAACACAGCUUCUCCCCUCAGAGGACGUACAAGUGGACCUUCCAGCUCGACGAGCUGGACAGCAUGUCCAGCGCCGAGAGGAUCUCCUUCCUGCAGGAGAAGCUUCAGGACAUCAGGAAGUACUACAUGUCCCUGAAGUCUGAGGUGGCGUCCAUCGACCGACGGAGGAAGAGACUCAAGAAAAAGGAGAGAGAAGUGUCCAACACCACGGCGUCCACGUCAUCCGGCUCGUCGGACGCGGCCAUGAGUCCGUCCUCGCCCGCCCAGAACACCGUCGCUGUGGAGUGCAGGUGAUGACACGCUCAGCAAGCCCUGCCCACCAAGCCCCGCCCCUUUCCACCACAGCCUCCAGCAGGUCAGAGGGGCCCCGCCCUCCUGUUGAGCCACCGUAGGACACUUCCUGCAUCUUGAGCUGCUCCUAAUUUCUAAAUAAAGUUAGGUUUGGGGUCCGGUGCUUAAACUCAGAGCUUUUGUUUUGGUAAAUGAUGGAAAGUUUCUGUCAGUGGAGCAAAAAUUUCUUAUGUCAUCUGUUUUUGCUUCAAAUGGAAGAAAAGAAUCCAAUAGAAAUAAAGUGUUCAUUUAGUCUUUUCUAAUUUGCCUUCUGAUGUUCUGGUUAAAUCUUUAUAAGAUUUAAAUCAUUAGUCCCUCAUUAAAAUGGAUUGUUUAUAAAGUUUAACUUGUACUCCCGUGGUGCCUCAGGCGGCUGCUUCAGGGACCCCCGUGUUUUGUAAAUACCAGCUUGGAGUCCAGAAUGAAACCCGGCGGUGUGUUCGAGGACCGGUUUUAAAUCCUGUAAAGAAUUUCUAAUAUUUUUAAGAGCAGCCUGUUUGUACGUUGUAUAAUGAACUGUUUUGUAUGUGCUGUAAAUAAACACAACUCUCUGGUG
Pseudoliparis swirei is the source of this 5325-nucleotide messenger RNA. RefSeq names its product AT rich interactive domain 4A (RBP1-like) (gene arid4a). Gene Ontology annotation, cellular component: nucleus. Gene Ontology annotation, molecular function: transcription cis-regulatory region binding. Lineage: Eukaryota; Metazoa; Chordata; Actinopteri; Perciformes; Liparidae. Bases 516 to 4733 code for a protein of 1405 amino acids. The transcript is spliced from 26 exons. Gene Ontology annotation, biological process: regulation of transcription by RNA polymerase II. The record is from RefSeq and is a predicted model, not a curated record.